AUGAGUGAAAAAUGCCAGGCGCUCUUACUCGGGCGACCUGAAUCCUACUAUCCUUUCAUUCCAUCCAAGCAUUAUUGUGUUGUUGAGCGUGCAGCGAUAUCAAUGUCGAAAAUGAGCGAUUCUUCAAUGAUCGGUAUGGUCACCGCCAUUUACUUUGGUGUUGGUCUACUUUUAUCAAUCUACCCAUUUUAUGUAAAGGAUAAAGCACUUUGCCGUGUUGCUAUUAUGACUACUGUUACAUGUUGUUGGUUAUUAUGGAUUUUCUGUUUCAUGUCACAAAUGAAUCCAAUGGCAGUACCAGAGCCACAACAACAAAAUGUACCAGAGGGAAAAUAA
This is a messenger RNA of Heterostelium album PN500, 336 nucleotides long. RefSeq lists its product as uncharacterized. Gene Ontology annotation, cellular component: proton-transporting V-type ATPase, V0 domain. Gene Ontology annotation, molecular function: proton-transporting ATPase activity, rotational mechanism. Gene Ontology annotation, biological process: proton transmembrane transport. The transcript has 5 exons. The record is from RefSeq and is a predicted model, not a curated record. Lineage: Eukaryota; Evosea; Eumycetozoa; Acytosteliales; Acytosteliaceae. Bases 1 to 336 code for a protein of 111 amino acids.